This is a messenger RNA of Cylicostephanus goldi, 249 nucleotides long. Lineage: Eukaryota; Metazoa; Nematoda; Chromadorea; Rhabditida; Strongylidae. The record is from the annotation of a GenBank genome assembly.
AUGGAGCGAAAAUUCAAUAAGGAAGAUGUGUUCACUUUGGAUGCUGAGACAACUGCGAAUUUUAGAGACAAGAUCGACGAACUUUUCGAGGAGUCGAAUUAUCCCAAUGAUCAAGCACGAAUGAUUAUUGAGGGAACUGCAUAUUAUGAUGUGGAAGACAAGGUAAUAGCAUUUUUCGAACUUCCUUCAUAUGAAAAUCGCAUAAAAAUAAAAUACAGAAAAAGCCAGUGUUCCACUUUGUCUGUGUGA